AUGCCUGUACUCAAGUUCUCACACCGCGCCGAACCCAUCAACGCCGAACAGCGCAUGAUUGGGCCCAUUCCUUUGCCAUGGUUCAUUCCCAUGUGUGUCUUUGCGCCUUUCUUCCUCUCGUUCAUAUGCUGGGUAUUCUAUCAACAAACGGUGACGCGAUACAAGAACAAGAAGCUUCUGGCAGCGCAACAGGAGCAAGAGCGCUUAGCUGCUAAAGAGGUGGAGACGCAGAUGCAGCAGUUCAUUGGCGCCAUCGCGCCACUAGCCACCUCCACCUACUCCAUCCCCGCUAUGCCGCUUGUCACUCAGCUCUCCGCGCUGGCGACCAUCGUCACCCCGACGACGCCCUACACACCCAUGGCCUCUCCAUCCUCCAUCUCCGACAUUCUCCACGAGAUCUCCAAGGCGGACACCGCUGCUCAGCCCACCUCAACUCUUGACCUCAAAGUCAAGUCCAGCAGCUCUGGCGCUGAAGGCGGUUUGUCAACUAUAGCUGUAGUCGGCAUUAUCGGCGGUAUUCUUGUGGGCAUGCUCAUCUUGGGGUUCAUUGUUGUGAAAAUGUGCCAUCAUUAA
Molecule: messenger RNA, 573 nt
Organism: Alternaria viburni
Lineage: Eukaryota; Fungi; Ascomycota; Dothideomycetes; Pleosporales; Pleosporaceae
Exons: 2
Coding region: 1-573 (190 amino acids)
Source: RefSeq, a predicted model, not a curated record